Messenger RNA from Hevea brasiliensis (rubber tree), 1317 nucleotides. Its product is annotated as transcription factor MYBS3. Lineage: Eukaryota; Viridiplantae; Streptophyta; Magnoliopsida; Malpighiales; Euphorbiaceae. The record is from RefSeq and is a predicted model, not a curated record. The transcript has 3 exons. The coding region runs from base 219 to 1052 and encodes 277 amino acids. Gene Ontology annotation, biological process: response to ethylene; response to auxin; response to gibberellin. Gene Ontology annotation, molecular function: DNA binding; zinc ion binding.
AUAACCCAAGUUGGAAAAAUAUCCAAACAAUAAACUAUGUCUAUCCAAUCAUCUUCUCUUGGUGUGCAUCCAUUUUCAUGAGCCCCACCUUACCCAUCAUCAUAUAUCCCACCAAACUAUUCGUUAUUUCUGCUCUUUCUCUCUCUCUCUCUGUGAGUUUGUUAUUUGUGGUUUUUGUUGGUUGUUAGUCCAAGAAGCUGAGCUUUGUCUGGGCGGAAAUGGGCAGGAAGUGCUCACAUUGCGGGAACAUAGGCCAUAAUUCAAGGACCUGCACCAAUUUCAGAGGCACUGUUGUUGGUGGACUUAGGCUAUUUGGAGUGCAACUUGACCAAUCUUCUUCUUCUAUUGCCAUGAAAAAGAGUUUUAGCAUGGAGUGUUUGUCCUCUUCUUCUUCUCCGUCUUCUUCUUCUUUGUGUUCUUCUCGAGUUUCCGUCGAUGAUAAUCCCGAUAGAACAUCCACUGGUUAUCUGUCAGAUGGACUCAUCGGCCCAAUCCAGGAAAGAAAGAAGGGAGUUCCAUGGACAGAAGAGGAGCACCGAACAUUUCUAAUCGGCCUUGAGAGGCUAGGAAAAGGAGACUGGAGAGGCAUCUCCAGAAACUAUGUGACUACGAGAACUCCAACCCAAGUUGCUAGUCAUGCUCAAAAGUACUUUCUUCGCCUUGCUAGCCUCAACAAUAAGAAACGGCGUUCGAGCCUCUUCGACAUGGUUGGGAGCAGCCAUCAAGCUAAUUAUAAUACUUGCAACUCCAAGCUCUGUGAUCCUGUUCCUAGUCAUCAAUAUUUGAAGCCAACAAGCUCUCAACAUGACACCAUUCUGCCUCCUCUUCUGGUAGGCCUUAACUCCUAUGAUAAUAAUCAAGAAACUGACUAUCCUCAUCAAUUAGCUUCUUGCCACCAUUCGUUACCUCUGCCAAAACCUUCAAACAGAUCAAAAUCAACAUCUUCAAAUGUAGCACACGUUGAUCUGGAGCUCACUCUCGCUGGUCCAACUCCUCUGGAAGGAGAUAAACCUUCCCCAAGUUCCUUCCUUAUCUCCAUAAGAGCUACCUAACUAGCUUGCUAAUUGACUGACAUCUAAGCUGAGAUGAUGAAGCUUUACAAAUAUAUGAUAUCAAUGUUAGUGCUAUUGAUUUCCGGUGUAGUCAUCCUGUGUUAAUAGAGAAAUUAAUAUUUCUAUCAAAUUUUCUUCUUGGAAAUUGAUCAAUAAGUAGAUCGAUCUGUUAAUAUGCAGCUAUUGAAGUUGUAAACUAGCUCAUACAUCUAAAUGAAUUAUUUAUAAUAAGUAUAAGAAUCUAUUAAAGUAUUCAUAAACCAGA